Drosophila subpulchrella is the source of this 2260-nucleotide messenger RNA. RefSeq names its product folylpolyglutamate synthase, mitochondrial (gene Fpgs1). NCBI's taxonomy places the organism in Eukaryota, Metazoa, Arthropoda, Insecta, Diptera, Drosophilidae. The record is from RefSeq and is a predicted model, not a curated record. Gene Ontology annotation, biological process: tetrahydrofolylpolyglutamate biosynthetic process. Gene Ontology annotation, molecular function: tetrahydrofolylpolyglutamate synthase activity; ATP binding. Bases 285 to 1991 code for a protein of 568 amino acids. The transcript is spliced from 5 exons. Gene Ontology annotation, cellular component: mitochondrion; cytoplasm; cytosol.
GGCGCGUUUUGUGGUUUUGCGAUUACGUUGAUUUCAUUGCAAAGCAAAUUGUGCGUGGAAUAGCAUACUUGUGAAAGCUCAUUACUGUUAUCUGAAGCAAAAUAAACAGAUUGGCCGGCGACUGGGUGCGCCCAGUUACCUGGAAACCUAUGAAAUUGCAGUUUGUUUAUUGCAAUUCCAGAUACAGCUAAAGCACCUGUGAUUGGCACCAAAGAGUAAACAGCCGCGGUCGGAGAGCGGUUCGCCGAUCGGCGGUUUACGGUUACGGUUCCGGCUCUAUAAAUAUGGCUGCUCGCCAGCUGGGGCGCUUAGUCCGAUCGCUAGCCGUUGAUCUUUCGGGUACAGUGAGUUCCCUCCGUAGGGGUACAGUGAGCACUUACAGCACGGCGACCACUCUCAGUACAGUGAGCAUCCAACGCAUGGAGCCCCUGGCAGCAUCGGGCUCGGGUUGUAGCCUGGCCGAGCUCGUCCUUAAUCCCCCUUCACAGAGUUGUAAUGGAAAUCAUAGUACGAGUAAUGGUUCUACCACCAGCAGCAACAACAACAAGGCCGAGAAUGCCGCCUUUGAGGAGGCCAUCAUGCAGCUGAACUUCCUGCAGUCGAACGAUGCUGCCAUAAGGAAUUCGAUGAGCAAUGCCCGCGUGGAUACCAAGGCGGAUACCAUUAAGUACCUGGAGCGGAGCGGUCUGCCGCUGGAAACCGUCGAGCGGCUGUCCUUCAUCCAUGUAGCCGGUACCAAGGGCAAGGGCUCCACCUGCGCUCUGACCGAAUCCCUGCUGCGUCACAAAGGCGUCCGCACGGGAUUCUUCAGCUCCCCGCACAUCCUGUCCACCAACGAGCGGAUCCGCAUCGAUGGCCAGCUGCUGGCCAAAGAUAAGUUCACGGAGCAGUUCUGGAAGGUGUACAAUCGACUGUGGAAGCUGCGGGAACACGAUCACGACAUGCCCGCCUACUUUAAAUUCCUCACGAUUCUGGGAUUCCAUGUCUUCAUUGCGGAGAAGGUGGAUGUGGUCGUUUUGGAGGUGGGAAUCGGUGGGGAGCAUGACUGCACCAAUAUCGUGAGGAAUGUACGCACCGUGGGCAUCACAUCGCUGGGACUGGAGCACACAGAGCUGUUGGGUCAUACGCUGCCGGAAAUCGCGUGGCAGAAGGCGGGUAUCAUCAAGCCGGGAUCACAUGUCUUUACCCAUGUCGGGCAGCCGGAGUGCCUGGAGGUGAUUCGCCAGCGCACGCAGGAGCAAUCAGCAACGCUCUACGAAGUCCCGCCCACCGAGGACUACUUCCGAUCGGAGGCAUAUGCUCCGAUUUGGGAGAGUUUCAGCCACAUGAUCCGUCUGAAUGGCUCCCUGGCCAUUCAGCUGGCCGGCGAUUGGCUAUCGCAGGCGAGGAGUCCCCUGCAGCAGGAGCACACGCCCAACGGGGUGAGGAUGGACCCGCAGCUGCUGCGCGGACUGGUCAGCACCCACUGGCCAGGUCGCUGCCAGCUGAUCCACUGGCACGGGCUGCGGCUUCAUUUCGACGGAGCACACACCCUGGAGAGCAUGGCCGUGUGCACGGACUGGUUCGAGAAGAGCGUGCGAAACAGUGUCAACCCAAAGAUCCUGAUCUUCAACCGCACCGGAGAAUCCGGCUUCGCACCACUGCUGGAGCUACUGAAUCGCACCUGUGCCUUCGACAUGGUCUGCUUUGUGCCCAAUCUGGCCACCUCCACACCGAAUGCUCCCAGCCAAGUGAUGGUUCGCUUCAGCGCCGAGAUGCAAUUGAAGAGGGCGAGAACCAUUGCCGGCGAAUGGAGCGACCUGUGCGCAAGGCAGGGGCUAAAGGAUAAGGGUCAGGUGUUCGACACACUAACCGAUGCCUUCACCGCCAUCCGGCGAAGAUUUCCCCAAACGGACAACGGCGGACAGCUCGAGGUCCUCGUCACCGGUUCCAUUCAUCUCCUGGGUGCAGCGAUAAGUGCCCUAGACCUGAUCGAUGAAUCGCAGAACUGACUUGUACAUUCCCAGUGAAACAGAAAUCAAUUAUUGUAUAGGAGUAUCCCAGUCCUACAGUCUCGAAACCCAGAAUGAAACAGAGGGUAUAGGAUAAGAUUUAGUUGUAGUUUAGACCAGUCCUAUAGGCCUGACUUCUAGCAUUAACGUCACGUCUUCGGACUUUAAAAUGUUAUAAAACAUACAAAAACAUUAUAAAUAUUAUUUUCUUACUUGUUAAUAAACAGAAUUAUUCCUAUAGUCCUGAAAUCCACAGGUAACUAACUUCA